This is a messenger RNA of Paramuricea clavata, 21550 nucleotides long. NCBI's taxonomy places the organism in Eukaryota, Metazoa, Cnidaria, Anthozoa, Malacalcyonacea, Plexauridae. The record is from the annotation of a GenBank genome assembly.
CAUAAAUACAUGUUGGGCAAUUCGUGUCCUAUGCUUUAUAAAUCACGUUCGGUUGCCUGUAUUUCGUGUGAAAUAUGGCUGCAAGAGGAGCACACGACGAAAAAACACAACUAAACAACAAUCCAGCUAACUAUGAAACGCUUAAAGAUCCCAGCACUGGUAUGAGCUUUAUAUUUUAUACAUAUGAGUAAAUGUUUAUAGUAUUAAUAGACAGAGCUAGUUGUGUCAGAAAUGCUUGCUUUCUGUGUACUUGUGCUAGUUGGUAUGAACUCUACAUAUAUGAUGGGGCACUUUUACUAGUUUCGAACAGUUUAUUGCAUGUAUAAUGGUUAUUUGCUAGACCUAGUAUAUAUAAAUGCUGGCGAAGUGGCAUCGAAAUUAUGUUCUGUUUAUAACUAAUAUUAAUAUACAGUCCUUGUGUCUGAAAAGUUCCUUUGUAUAAUAUACUGGCCUUUAAUUAUAGUUGUUCAUUUAAAGCUGUAUAGACUGUAAUUUAUAGCAAACAUACAUCAGACUAGUUUCAUAUAGCUACAUUUCAUGGUAUUGUAAAAGCGCCAUGGCCCAUGGUCUUCGAUUCUAUACAGUCUUGUGUUUGAUAUAUCAUAUAUGACAUGUGACAUGCCGGUUCGUUCAAGUUGAUUUCGAAGCAUACAUGCAUAUAUCACCACAUUGAAACUACAGGCGCAUAUGGCAGUGCCAUCCGAUGCAGUGGUUAAGUUAAUACCAUGAAUGAGCUAGGCAAUGUUUACCCUUCAUUAUUGUAGUAAUCUUACCACAAGACUUAUGAGUUAUGUUUAGUGUCUGGAAGAUAUAAUUCAUAUAAGAGAUAUAAUUUAAUUUGAUUAAUUAAAUUUAAGAUUUGCUGUCAUGUAUAUCUGAGCAUACUGAAAGUAGCUAGUCGACUAUACUCGUAUUUUGACGCUGUUGCUGCUGUUGAGCUUUGAAAUUUCUAGCCGGGCAGUAAUGUUUAUACUCGCGUCGUGAACUACGCCGGAUAUUAACAACAGGUCGUGCUGCCUAAUAUUGAAAGUUUUUAUUUUGAGCACAUUUUUUCCCCUUGCAUAUACAGUAUUUGCAAUUUUCAGAAAACGUCACGGUGCAUGGUCAAAUGGCCAAAUUCCAAAUUGUUGACAGGUAUACUGUAGGAGCAAAAAAAAAUUAAUCUGCAUCUCUUAAUUCUAUUUAUUUACCUCUAAAUACAAAAUCGCUACAUGUAAUGAAAGCAAUGACAUUAUUUUCUCACUGAUAACUGCAGGCUGACUCCAGAGCUAUAAGUGGACACUAUAGGACGCACAAGGUCUAGGACGAAUUUGGAGCAGUACCGAAAUUUGUACGGAUUCGUUCGGCUCUUUCGUCAAAUGGCAAAUUAUCUACCACAUCAGGGCACUGCACGCGGUCGAUUACUCCCAAUUCCGACUAGUAUUUAUGAAACAAACAAUCUAAACAAACAAACAGAAACGGAAAGAAAUUUGUGCAAAACUUGUAUUGAACACUGUCUGUGUCUUUGUACGUUAUCGGUACUUUCUUUAUAACCAUAAUCAUAGCCCUAAACAAUAGGAUUCUUAAGUCCAGGUCACACUACACAAUCUACACAAUAUACAGUAUAGGGACCUUAAUUGGAGACCUUACGAUUUUAGGACGGCAACGCGAUGGCAACGGCUACCAAUACAAUAGAUCAUUGAAAAGAAUUGAGUAAUUACAAUAUGAAUAAUUUAGACAUUCAUGUCCUCGCUCUGUUUACAACGCCAAAUCACAGAUUUUCACGUCUUGAUACAACGGCUGCAUUCCAAGCCACAACAAGUGCAACUUCAAACUGGGUUCAGCAGAACUCUUCCCAACUAUAAAACCCAUGUAUUCAACUUCUGAGACUGUAUUAAAUUCAUACGAUUGAUAAUAUAGACGAACUAUCUUUACUACCAUUUAUUUGAAGGAGUUUGUUUUGGCCGUCGCCGUCGCGUUGCCGUCCUAAAAUCGUAAGGUCUCUAAUAAGCGUACGACGGCAACGCAACGACAACAGCCAAAACAAACUUCUUCAAAUAAAUUAUUGUGAAGAAGAGUUGUUGUGUAUUAUCCACUGCAUGUAUAUAUGAAUUAAGUUCAGUUUGAAGAAAUUAAAACAAAGGCUUUAUGGUUAAAAACGCUUCUGCUGAGCAAAUUUGUAGUUUCACUUGUCGCGUCUUCACAUGUUUGCGUUGUACGCGAGACGUGAAAAUCUCUGUUUUGCCGUUGUAAAAAGCACUAACACAAGGCGUCUCUAACUCCCGUGGGGCUUUUAAGUUAAUUAUUCAUUCUUUUAAUUAUUCAAACACUCUCCAAUUCUCUACAAAGAUAAUUAGGCUAUACAGGGUGUAUCAAAAAAAGCGCAACCUCGGAAUUUCCCAUGAAAUCCACAUAGGCGCCUGGGAAUUUAAAAUAGCACAACUGUCAAAAUUACUGCACACGCGAGUGCAUAAAGCAAAAUUUAUGCAUUUAUUUAAUCACAACAACAGUAAUAUGAUCUAUUAACAAUCCGAUUUCAAUUCCCAGGGGCCCAAAAUCUUUUAUGCUUAAGAAUUGCAAAGUGAUUUCUUAGGAAAUUCCGAGGUUGCGUUUUUUUUGAUACACCCUGUAGUAUAGUAUUGUUUAGAGUAAAAAGUACGAGAUCAGGAAUAUCAUUGCGGUGUGAAUAGCCGUCGUCGUCGCUAUUGUGAUAACGAUACGAUAACUUGUAAACACGCAAAGAUUGGUAAAAAAUUACACUACAACGAAAACGAUAAAAUUAUCGUUUGACGAUAACGAUAACGAUUUUAAAAUGCUCACCCGAGCAUUUUUUUUUCAGACGGACGAUAAAGAUAACUAAGUUAUCGUAUCAUUAAACUAGUGUGAUCGGGCCUUUAGUAACUUGUUUCUCGUAAGCAAAUAAAAUGAAAUUAUUUCUCAAAUAAAAAUUGAAAGCCGAUCGUUUUCGAUUCAUCGAGUGUCGUCUUGAAGUACCGCGGCACGUUUAAUGAUCAAUAUAUUUAAGUACAGAAUGAGAAGAACAUUCUGAUAACUCGGUACAAGGCGUACAACCAUUUCCAGAUUUCUGGAAUGGAUGAUUAUAGACUAAAUAUAGGCAAGAAGAACAAAAUCCAUCACCACAGCUAGAAAGAGCAUGUUAAAAUUAGUAAAAUUGCAAAGCAUGGUUUGGUUGCAAAAUGUUGUAAAAUGCGGAAAAUAUAGCCCUGCGAAAUUUGCAAAUCAGUUGUAUUAAUUUGUAUUACGCACGGGAAAAUGCACCAUGGCACUUUCGGCCCAAAUGUGGUGCAUUUUCCCGCGCAUAAUACAAAUUAAUACAAAAUUUGUAAAUUUCGCAGGGCUAUAUUUUCCGCAUUUAUAAAUUUUACAACAUUUCACGGCCAAACUUUGCAAUUUUACUAAUUUUAACAUGCUCUUUCUACAGCUGUGGUGAUGGAUUUUGUUCUUCUUGCCGAGAUCAAAAUUUAGUCUAUAGCUGGAAUCAUCUAUCACCGUUUUUGACUCAAUUCCUCGAAAUUCACAAUGAAAAUAUAAAGGCGUGGACCUCUGGGCGUGGACUAUUAUAGAUAUCAUGGGAAAAGGGGGAGGCAGACCCCCUAGCCAGGCAGAUAUAGAAGGAAAAAAACUUACCAUAUCCUGAUAUCGAGGGGCAAUUCCAUUUUUCCUUCAUCUUGUGCUUUGAAAGCUAGUAAGUACAUUUAAGUUGGCGGCAUCAAUCAUAAUAUGUCGGUAGGCUCUUGCCAACAUGUUUUUCUUCGAAUUUUGUUACAGUUAAAAAAUGUGAAAUUUCAGAUACAUUUCUAAUGCAAAUUACUUGCAUCAAUAGAAAGUUUACAAAAAACUGCAUAUAAGGCAUUUAAGUGGUUAUUGCUUGGAUUUUCAAGCAGGGGCGGCGGAACAGAUUUCAUUUUGGGGGGGCUAAAUUUUUUUUCCGUGACCUCCCCGCCGUCGCCAAAAAAAUUUCGGUCAGUGUACCAUUUUAGAGGUACAAAAAUAUUUCCCGACAUAUACAAGAAGGGAUGAAAAAUUUUUUUCCGGGACUAUAACUAAAAAUUUUUCCGGACAUACACUAUUUUAAAACAAAAUAUUGCAAAUUUUUCCCCUAAAACCUAAAUUUUCAAAAAAUACCCUAAAUUUUUCCUUAAUUAUUAAAAUUUUUCCAGAAAAAACAAAAUUUUCUUUUACUUCUGGGUUUUCGAGUUAUUGCUGUUCCAGAUGUGAAAAAUAAGCCAAAAUCUCGCAAAAAUCCGCGGUACUAGUCUGAAAACACACUUUCAACAGCUCAUAACUCAAGAAGAACUUGAAAAACCCUGCCAGUAACCGUUUAAAUGACUUCUGUGUAGUUUUUUUUGCAAGCUUUCAAAAUAUGUAAGUCAUUUUUGUUAGAAAUGUAUCUGAAAUUUCACAUUUUUUAACUGUAAUAGAGUUUAGGGACCGGUCAUAAAGUAACUGCUAGGGUGGGCUGGAGUGAUUUGGGAUGGGCCAUGGAAAAUCUUUGGGCAGUUUCGAUGGGCCGCUUUUGUAUGUCCUCGGUUGGGCCACCAAACAAAAACCCAUGCAUGUCUACUUCGAAAAAUAAAGAUAUUAAUAAUAAAAGUAAACAAAACUAUAUCCAAAUUAUCAAAUGCAAAUGAUGCUAUUGAAGCCAGUACUCUGUUUACACAACAAGAAGUGGUCGAAUCAUAGCAAAUACAACCAACUGGAGAGCAGCUCAGUAUCAAUGUGUUGGUGAAACUUGGUGGAAUUAUGUAUGUCAAUACAGUGCCGUGUAUAUUUGCAAUGUUCAUACCUGCAAGUUUUUUUAUUAUAAAAGUAUAUUUUUCCAAUUUAGAUUGGGUGGGUCAUGAAAAAUGUUUUGUAAGAUUAGAUGGGCUUUGAAAUUUUUAUCUACAUCCUAAGAUGGGUCACCAAACUUAUUGGCAAAAUUUGUGAUUUACCUCCAGCCCACCCAUAGCAGUUACUUUAUGACCAGUCCCUUAAUACAAAAUUCGAAGAAAAAUGUGUCGGCAGGAGCCGACAAGAAAUUUUAACGCCGCCGACAUACAAAAACGAAACUUACUAGCCUUCAGGGCACAAUAUGGAAUUGCCCCUCGAUAUGGUAAGUUUUCCAUAAUUUUUGUUCCUCUAUCUGCCUGACUACCCGUGGAAAGAGUGGAAUUUCCACCACCCCCUAGCACCAGUACAGCCUCAUUGUUGGCCCUACUGGACUAGUACAUACAUUUAACACGUGCAUUAAUGUUAAGUGCUGCACAAAAUGCACCAGCGCAAUCAAUUUAUUCAAAAAUCUUUGUAUAAUUUUCCGCUCAGUCGGAAACGUACACCCGACAAACACUUCAAAAUGAUGACAUUCUCGCAGGGAAGCUGCUAGUCGUUUGUAGUUAUUUAUGGGAAAUAUUUCAGACAGAACUUCAGGGGUUGCGAAUAACAACCCUGAAGAAUACCAAGGAGUUCGGUAUUCUCCAAUGCCGGGUAAUAAAGGUAAGCUGUGUCGCUAAACUCAUAAAACUGUCCAGAUAUGCAUCGCUGAGCAACGAACACCGUUGUUUAUGUCUUAAGCCUGAUAGGGGGAAAAUUUGUUAGACAAUGUCAAUGUGUCUGGUUUGUUUGUGUUGAUGAAACCGUGGAUUGAAGUGACAGAUUGUUGAAUUGCUAAAAUUAUACCAUGCAAAAUGCAUUACGCGGUUGCCAUGAUUUGUGUCCGAAAUAUCCGAGAAAGAUAUCUCAAACGUGGUGGUUCACUGUAUGUGGUCAUGGUACAAUAAGCUGCCAUGCAUGGUAUGGGUGUGAACUACUUGAAAAAUAUAUCUCAAACAUGGUGGUUCAGUACAGAUCGUGUCUUCAAUACGUUAUCGUGGUUUGUGUUUGAACUACCUGGAAAAGAUAUCUCAAGCGUAGUGGUCUAGUGUAUAGGUAGUAUUCUAGUAUAUAAGCUGCUGUGGUUUGUGUCUGGUCGAGUGUGGGUAGUAUUCUACAAUAAGCUGCCAUGCAUGGUAAUAGCAUAUUGUAGAGUACUCCUGCACUGGACUACUACCACGUUUGUAUAUCUUUUUCAGGUAAUUCAGACACAAACCGUGACAGCUUAUUGCAGAUACUACCUGCACUGGACAACCACGUUUGAAAUAUCUUUUUCAGGUAGUUCAGACACAAACCACGACAGCUUAUUGUAGAAUACUACCUACACUUGUCUUGUAGCAUGUUAUAUAUACUGCUUAUCAGUGUCAUUGUAAAUAUUUGUGACAAUAAUACAUUGGACCACCAAGUUUGAGAUAUCUUUUUCAGGUAGUUCAGGCACAAACUUACGACAGCUUUAUAUUGUAGAAUAAUACUACCUACACUGGACACGUUUAAAAUAAGGAAGCACAAUAUUAUAUGGAAUUGCUUCCCACUUUUACAGUAAUUUGAUUGGCAUUACUUUACCACACAAUAAAAAGAGGGUUCUGAUGAAGGGGGGCAAAUUAGGCUACCGUGCAAAAGUUUAGCUAGUAAUAUCAUUGAAUCAGAUUUAUGUCAACAGGUUAAUCUAUGAUAAUCUCUUCGGUAAUACCAAGGUGGGAACACUUCCUAUAUGACCGAAAACAUCCUAUAGAUAUUAAAGCUGUGUUUCAAAAAUGACGAGCUUUUUACAUUUAUAAUAUUUUCUGGAUUAAAUAUUUAGAUUUUAAAUAUAAAGUCCUUUGUUUCCCAAAUUAUCGAGGUAUUUCAAAAACUCUUUGCAAGCUUCGAGAAUAAUACCAUAGGUGCAGCAUUGUAUAUAUAAUUUAUUAUGAACUUUGUCUUUGAAGUACGCCCCAUGGCAAUUCUCUUGUGUAUCUAUAAACGUCAUACUGAUCAUUUCGAAAGUCCGUGAUUAUUUUUUUAUGCACAACACGAGAUACGAAUCGGAAGUGUCGAAUAUCAAAUGUUAUCGAGUUCAACCAACGGCACUCCCAUAGGCAUAGACGCAUAGUUUUCGUUGUGAAAGAAGAAUUAGGAACCAGGUUUCGCCUUUAACUUGGGCAAAUUGAUGCCAGUUUGGUCUUGUACUUAAAGUAAGAUAUUGUUGAGAAUGGAACUGGAAGAAAGUGGUACGCAAGGAAAAGGUAAAAGUUUAAAAUCGAUUUGUUUUUGAGACGAUUUGCUCAAAGAAGCAGCGGGAAAUCGCAUCACUGUGGUAACAACACAAAUAUACUAUACAUUCUAAAUGAUAGAAUCGUCUCGUCUUUCGAGUGUUACACUUCUGUGUAUAUACCAAUGUAAUGUAUAGGUUUAUACUGGUAUAAAAUCGUUUUGUUUUAACGACAUGUGGUCAGACAAACAGGGAAUGUGUAUAAAAUAUACAAUGCAGUGCACAGUGUCAGAUUGACAGUCUACAUGUACGCACCGCGGCUACCACAUGGCAUAUGACAUACAGCUUUUCAACUAGUAUUCCUAAUUAAAACUCCUAUUAAAGAAUAAAGUAGCAACCUCGUUCCCAGAGAAUGACGCUCUAUAAUUAGUCUAAUGCAAAGACCAAACGAAAGCCUCCAUUAUAAAUACUGUAUUAAUUAAAACACAAUUCAGUUGAUUGUAUAAACAAGUCUUUGCUUUGGUAGUGAGAGAACGCUCUGGUCUAGUCUCGAGUAUAUAUUUCAGUGACUAAUGCUUGUAAGAAUGUCCUAUCAUAGACCUGCCAUCAUAUCAUGUACUAUUUGCUAUUUGUCAUGUAGUAUUCGUAUAUGUAGUGUAAAAACAUAAAACCAUUUCAACUGCAUGUGCAAAAACAGUCUAUAUAUUAGCUAUAUUGUUACAGGCAGCAUCGUAUUUUCCAAAUAUUCCUUAUCAAGGAUUAAAAUUGCCUGUAUAUAGCGAUGUAGAAUGGUCUAGCACCCAGCUCAUUUGCAAACCUAUAAAACAUUGUCAUUGAAUUUCAAACACAUACGACGAUUCACAUCACUAAACAAUUAAAGGUCACAAGACCUUUCAAGUGACAAACCACAAAUGACCUUAUCUAGGCAACAGUCAGUAUUGUGUUGCAUUAUAAUAUAUAUGCAGAAUCUUUGAGGGUUUUUUGUCUCGUUGUACACAAUUUCAACUAUUUUGCAAUGGAAGAUUAUUGAGUUUAGUCGUGUAGUAGUUUGUGAAAAUGGAAAAGCAAGAAGGAGAGACGAUUGGACUAAAAAGUAGGUAGAUUUAUGUAGAAUUAUGACAGAUUUUGUAUAUUCUGACCCUUUCAAUAGGUGUUGUCCUAAUCGACAUCGUUUUGAUACGGCUCGCAAUUUAAGUAGACUUAGUUCUCGCCUUUCAUAACUCAUAUUGACUUUGUCUCUGAAAUCUAAGCGUAACCGUUUUAUAGAAAAGCAUAUUGUCCAUAGCUAGUAAAAUAGUCCGCUAUAUAUACAGUAUAUGCUGUAUAUUUAUUGAGGUAUUUAUUACCGAGCCAAGCAUUCCAAUGUUUUGAUUUAAUUUAAGCCACGCAGUGUUUUCCAUACUAUUCCGCGCGCGCACAAUAGGGUCAGGGAUGUUUUGGGGGUCAUGACUGUAUUUACACUAUUAACAGUCUGUAUCUGCACAGUUAAAACAUGGUUGUAUAUCUUACAUCGAAUUUGAAAACGAAACAUUUUGCUCAUGUGCGUUUACUUCGUGAUCAAAGCUCGUAUUGAGUCACUGAAGAAAGAAACAUUCAUAAGCACACAUCAGCUUUAAAGUUUAAGUGAUGAUUCAUCAAGGCUGAUUUAGACUAAACACAACUUUUUCCUGAAACUGUCACAUCUGAAACUGUCAAAUCAAGCACACAACACGCUUACAUUGUCAUAAGUGAGUUGUAUGCUUGAUUUACACAGUACAACUCAAGUUGUAAGCAGAUUGCAUGCGACAGUUUUAGGCAAAAGUUGUAUAGUCUGAAUCAGCCUUUAGACAUUACAUGAAAUUAGUUAUAUAUUUCAGGAAACAGGUUGUGUUUGCAAAUUGCAAUACUUAUUCCAAGUUGCCGACAAGUCCGCAAAGAAUUCCUAUCGUCUUGUUGUGACGACCGACUGUUUGAUGACAGUUCUAAAGCUGUUACAACUAGUUCCAUGCAACAAGCUUGUGAUUCUCAACCUUGUAGCAAAUUCAAUGUUGCAACACUGUUGUAACUAGUCUGUUAAUUUUGCCUUGAUAGCAACUUGUUACAACUUGUAUGCAGAAACAAAUAAUGACUCAUAACUUUUCUGUUGGUUUAGCAAAGCUUUUAAUCCGCCAUACGCAGUCUUGGAUUCGCAUCGGCGCAAUAAUAUAACAGCUUGAGAAACAUUUCACAGAGUUGUUCAAUGUAUAUUCCAGAAUUUACACUCCAGAACUAACCGGUCUUCAAUGUCUUUCGGGCAAAAAACUAGACAUCUAAAGUUAUUUAAAACCUAAAAAAUCACCGACUGAGACUUAAUAUAAUAUCAUUAAAACACAAUACGAAAGCAACGGGGCCAAAUAUUAGUUGUCAAAAUGCAGGCAAUGCAUUCUUGCAUAUUUUUACAUAUAAAAUAUGAGAAUAUAGUCUCUGUAAACAAAUGAUUGAAAUCUUCGAUUGCGACACUUGUCGAUUAAAGCGAUACUUCAUAAAAAAUUUGCAAAUUUCAAUAUGGGGGUUAUGUGCCGGUAGUGUCAUAACUAUUGCAGCGUGUUGUAAGCUUGUAUAGAAGUGGCUAAUAACAGUUAAAACAUUGUCGCAACUUUGUUGCGUGGGAGUUAGGCGGGGCUAGUAUAGCGUAUAUUCUAGCACCUACUACGAUACAUUGCAAGCAUGUCUGCAUUAAACCCUACGGUUAGAUUUCAAGCUAAGAGUGGGGUCGAAGGCGACUCUGAAAACGGUUCGUCUUCUCCUUUAGACGAAGGGGCAAUCCUACUUGAGAAUCAAGUAAAUACUCCCGACGACGAAGGGCAAAAUAUGGCUUCUCCUUCGGUAAACAUGGAGCCGACCAAGAACAAGAUGCGAGAUGGUUCGAGCAUUGUUGAUAUGGUCAUGGUUUAUGAAGUGCCUGACCCUUCGACGUUGGAUACCGAAAAAGAACAGCAACAAGAAGCUGAUAAGAACACAAUUCGUGACUUCUACAUCAAUGCAUUGAAGGCUGCCGACCUUCUUGUCGAGACAGACCAAUUGGCAAUCGCUAAAGCUGAGGUAUAUAGUUCUAGAUUUAUAAUUCAUUUCGUCUUUGUCUUUACGCUUAGUGCUUCAAUUGAAGCACACGGCUCUCAUAAGUUAGUACUGUGCAGAACUGCCUGUUUUUUAUUUUAUUUUUGUUCUGGGAUAGGCCAAUUUAUGAAUUAAAGUUGUAUCGAAUAAAUAAAGCGAUUUUAUAUUUAAAAGCAGUUGAGCAGUUUCAUACUAGCUAAUUUACUUGGAGUCGUGCCAUAUAUUUAUACCUAGACACAUUGCGACUUGUCGUUGCGAUUUUCCGAUGCGAUUCCAGUGAUAUUUGAUAACUGGAACAUCAUUAACUGAAGAUAGCCGUUGAAAUUGGCCUGAUCAAUCUGUGUGACCUUUAAUGUACCGAUGCUGUUUAAAUAUGAGACGGCCAUUAAGAAUUGCAAGUAUGCACUAUAAAUGCCGUAAAUGUUUUGCCACCACAAACGAUAUUUUGUGCAGACUGUAUACGAUUGCCCAAAGUGGUUCCGUUUACUAUAUGAGAGUGAUUAUCUAGCUUUGGUCUAAACGGAUACUACCUUUCCGCAAUGCGAUUUGUCGGUUCGAUUUUCCUUCGGAUUUUCGAUGCACCUUAAUUACAAUAAGGCUCAUUGAAGGUCGAGACACUCCGGACGUCAUUCAACAACGCGGCGCGAUUUUUCGAUUUUCACUGACCGAUAACUUUGAUCCUAGUUUAAUACUAGAGUUUUCCAAAUAUUUAGAAGCGCUAUAACAUUUUGAGUUAUUUGGUGUACAUACCUUUUAAAAUUUCCUUUCAUUGGCUGUUUUUAUUUAUUAAGUAAACUUUCAAGAACUGAAAAAUCGCGUCGCGUUGUCGAAUCGCGCCCGGUGUGUCUCGGCCUUAUAAUGUCCAGACGCGAUUCGACAACGCGACGCGAUUUUUUAGUUUCUGAAAGUUAAUAAAACAGCCUAUGAGAGGAAAUUUUAGAAGAUAUGUACACCAAAUAGCUCAAAAUGUUAUAACGCUUCUAAAUAUUUGGAAAAUUUAAACUAGGAUCAAAGUUAAACGUAGGUAGUUGUCCUUCAGUAGCAUUGUGUUUUGAAAGGUUGUUGAAUUGAGGCCAAUGAGCUACUGUUUGGGACGGCUAGUAUAUAAAACGUAUUUGAAAUUACAACAUUUAAUAAGAAUCUUAAAAAUUCUUAAAAAUUUUUAAGAUUCUUAUUAAAUGUUGUAAUUUCAAAUACGUUUUAUAUACUAGCCGUUUCAAACAGUAGCUCAUUGGCCUCAAUUGAACAACCUUUUAGGAUCAAAGUUAUUGGUCAGUGAAAAUCGAAAAUCGCGCGCGUCGCGUUGUCGAAUCGCGUCCAGUGUGUAUCGACCUUUAGUCUUUACACUUGGAUGUGAACGAGUGAAUGAGUUAUGAAUGUUCAAAUGAGGGUACAUGUACUCCGAACAUUCGUAACUCCUCUAUACUCGUUCACAUGCAUCAGAAGGAGAUAAUUGCACUAGAAUUCGCAGCAAAAAUUGCAUAUUUGACAAAAUACAAGGUUUCUGACGAUACAGCUAUCUUGCUUUUUUGUCGAUUCGAUAAACCGCAGGAAUUUAAUCUCAAAACGAAUCGGAAAGAUUGUUGAAAAUAUUCUCGAGUGAGUAUUUCAUAUAUAUAUAUAUAUAUAUAUAUAUAUAUAUAUAUAUAUAUAUAUAUAUAUAUAUAUAUAUAUAUAUAUAUAUAUAUAUAUAUAUAUAUAUAUAUAUAUAUAUAUAUAUAUAUAUAUAUAUAUAUAUAUAUAUAUAUAUAUAUGAAAUUGUACUCGCGUAUAUUGUUUGGAUUAUAAAUUAUUGGCUACAUACUACUAUCAUGAACUGUUCGCAAAUAUUUAUGGUCUUAAAAACUAAUAUGAAAGCGCAAAAACUAUAUUGUCAGAUCUCAAUACAGGUUUUUCUCCUUAUCAACUUGCCAUAAAAAACGAAAUUGGUCGCAAAAGAAAUCCUAUCAAAUUUCGGCGGUAAACAGGUGUUCAUGAAUAUAGAUGAAAAUCGCAAAAUAAUUGUCAAUAUUUAGUUUCCACAGUCAAUCAGAAAUCGCCGGAUAAUUCUCAAUAUCGCGUAUUCAAGGUCAAGCGCAAACAUACACGAGUCUACGAAAAUGGCGGGAAAAACAUCUGCUAAAAUAAUAAACAGUUAUUGGACGAGGUUUUUGUGAUAUUCGGAAUUAUACCUUGAUUAUUCGGGACAUCACCGCAAAAAGCGAAUUCAAUAACUGUUUUAUUGUACUGCAUUGCAUUUUCGUUCAUUCUUUCGACAAAGAAUGAUUUGUCACACAAAAGAACGUUUGGUUCUUAAAAAGAAGCAGUCAGAACGAUUUAAAAUAUCACAAUAUUAACAACAUAAAAAUAUUAGCCGAAAUCUCAUUUACCUACUAAAGGUCUUCACAAUGACGCAAAAUAUUUGCUAUUUAUGUGAAAUUGGGAUUUUUUGGAAGAAGAAACGCUUGCAUAAUCUUUAUACUUCAAGCAUAAUCGUUCGAAAGCUAGAAGCAAAUUGUGUGUUGCUAUGGCUGCCUCGUCCCUCGUCGCUUCAGUUUCGAAUAGAGAUCAGUGGGAAAACAAUGACGCGCGCGGCUAAUUAUCAUAGAAAUAUUAGACCUAUUAUUUCUAUGCUAAUUAUUAACCGUUUUAUUUUGUAGGACAACAAUGAAAACAAACAAGCGACGGUAUUUUUCGUCAAGAUCCACGCACCUUGGAAUGUCUGUACGAAAAAGGCGGAAGAAAUGUUCCUACGGAUGCCUUUACAAGAGUCCGACAUCGAAAUACGCUCGACGUUGGAGACCAUUUUCGGCCAACGGUUUGUGGAAAGCGUAAGAGCAAAAAGCCCCAUGGAAAUUGAUAGAAACAUCAUACCUGAUGAUAAGAUGUAUUUCACCGCUUAUUUCACCGAAGAGCACGAAGCGCAGUUUCUUGGAGUCGAAAACCACGAGACGUUCUUCAGCCCGACCGACCGAAUUCGUAUGGUGGAGCGUAUUAUGGAGCAGACGGCUUUCUCGGAGAAUUCAGAACACGAUAUCGGUGUAGCGAAGUUGUUAUACACCGGGGCGUUUAGUGGGGUCUACCCACUGCACGAUGGCCCAUGUGAAGUGCCCGAAGGCGGCGAACCUGCUAAUCUUCGUCAACGAUUACGCGCGGAAUGGGCGAAGUUUCGAAAGUGGUAUAAGUUCCAACCGUUGGAUGCGAUAAAAGAUUACCUUGGUACAUCAAUCGGGCUAUACUUUGCGUGGUUGGGCUUCUAUUGCACCAUGUUGGCGCCAGUGGCGUUUUUAGGGUUUAUAGUGUUUAUCUUUGGUAUCGGCUCUUCCUUUAGUUAUAAGCCUGCCGAAGAUGCAUGCGAUAGCCCCGAAACCGCUUUCAUAAUGUGUCCACUCUGCGAUAAACAGUGUUGGUAUUGGUAUCUUAAGAUUUCGUGCACUUACCUCAAAGUCGCUCAUUGGUUCGACAACGACCUGUCUGUUGCUUUCGCAUGUAUCAUGUCCAUUUGGUCCACUCUGUUCUUAGAAUUCUGGAAGCGUCAGCAAGCGAUACUCGGCUACACUUGGCACACUUUGGACUUCGAGGAAGUCGAGGAACAGGUUCGCCCAGAAUACGCCGCCGUCGUUACGACACUUCGCGAGAAUCCUGCCACAGGACGGAUGGAACCUUACACCCCGAAAACAACCCUCUACAAAAAGUACGCUGGCGUUUUUAGUGUCGUCGCGUUCAUGAUAACGUUGGUACUGUUCGCGGUUAUUGGCGUCGUAGUCUACCGUGCCGCCGUCUUCGGUGCAGCCGCUUCGAGUAGUGACGGAAGUAUACGAACAAACGCAAAGAUCAUAACCUCGAUGACCGCAGCCGUGCUUAACUUGAUUGCUAUUAAUAUCCUAAAGUUUGUCUACCAAUACGUCGCACAUUGGUUAACCAAUUGGCAGAAUCCUCGCACAAAAACGGACUGGGAAGACAGCUACACCGUCAAAAUGUACAUCUACCAAUUUGUGAAUAUGUAUUCGUCUCUAUUUUACAUCGCUUUCUUUAAAAUCAAUCUCUUCGUCGGCACACCGGGGCAUUAUCUGCGAAUGGGCAAGAAUAGGCUCGAUGGUUGCGGCGCACAAGGCUGUUUGGUGGAGUUGUGCAUUCAGCUUGUUAUUAUCAUGGUUGGGCAACAGGUUAUCAGCAAUUUCACUGAAGUUAUGAUACCGUAAGUAUAAUUUCUAUGUUCUCCAGCUAGUUGCAUCCUUCAACCGACGCAUGGCUGCCAAAGUUAGAAAGAGGAACUACCUCCAAAUUCAAACGUUAAAAUAUGCAUGCGCUUUGCUUUUUAAGCCCCGAACAGACGAGCUAGUUUUCCUUGGCCAGUUUACCUUGACAAGGUUACCCUCUCGUGUGUAUGGUCAACAAAUUUUCCUUGACAAGUUUUGUUGUUCGUGUGCAAGGAAUGUUAAACAUUUAUCUCAUGUCAAGGCCGCCUUUUGUCUGCCGAAACCAUGGAAGCAUUUCUUCAGGGGCGAAACGUGGGGUAUGGCGGGUACCCCCAAAAUACGAAUCAUCUGGAUUGGCAGGACGAAUCAUCUGGAUUGACAGGGCAAUCAAAGAUUUUAAAUGAUAGAAUGUAGAGUUAUUAAGCACCACCAGCACAGAAAAAAAAAGAAUGUAGAGUUAUUAAGUAACUUACAGGGCUUUCAAAGGAAAUUGAAUAGAAUUUAUAGACCUACAUUUUACAGAUAUUGGUCCUAAAAUAAGGGUUUCACCCAUGUUUUAACAGGAAUUUGUACGGAAAAAUUUUUUUGAUCCUUAAUUUAACUGUUUCAUGUCCGGAAAAUUUUUUUGGACUCUUUUUUUUAAUUUUUCAAAUCCCCCGGCCGUACACACGAACAACUUUCCCCCUUUCCAAAAGCUGGCAUGUCUUGGCAAGGAAAUAUUGUCAAUUUUUUGCCGUAUACACGAGCAAAUAAGACUUGUAUAAAGGAAAACUUAUUCGUCUGUAUGGAGCGUAUAUAAUGGUAAAUUUACAGUUACAACUUUAAAAAGUCGCUUUUCACAUUGUUAGAUUGUCUAGAUUCUCUGACAUGGGAAGACAGUGCCCCCCAAAAAAUGGCGGACAUGGGCAUGCGUGAGAGAGGUUAAUUGUUUCGUCGAAAUCUUUGAACGCGUUCAAACGAAAAGUUUUGUUGUCACGUGGUGUAUAUUGCCAAAGCGGUGGCACUAGCUCCCCUUCGAAUGAUCUGUUUCUAGUGCUUUGAAAAUCUCAACAGAUCUACUGUAUUACUGGCCGACCCAACCUACCUAUUCGCCUAUUCAACCUACCUUCAAGGUUUCCGACUCCAUCUUGAAUCUAUUGUUUUCACGGUAACUGGCCGUUUCGUCCCCGAUCGUUUCGUCCCCGAUCGUUUCGUCCCCUUGCCGUUUCGUCCCCUUCACGUUUCGUCCCCAGACUAGAUACAGUUUUAUCUAUAACCUACUUCCUUAAUACAAUAUAUCUUACUUUUUAAGAUUGUAUCUCAGUGGAUUGUAUGCCUGGAUAAUACACAUUUUUGUAUUUAAAUUCCGAAACUUUGAAAUGUAACUUAAAUAUUUGGCUUUUAUUUCACAAUAUUAAUAUUGCUGUUGUCAGUGACUAUUAUAGUGACACUUGACUUUAUUUUAAUUGGAACUGAGUCUGAGGAAAAGUAGACAAUGACAGAAUGACUGCCAUUAGUGAGCUUAAGAUCGCAAUGUUUUUUGUCAACACGGACGGUCAGUUCGUCGAGGGGGGACUGGAUUAAAAACUGUGUUUUUGUCAGUUUGUGGUAAUCUUUAACAUAUAGGACAAAACCUAAGAUUUUUUAAGUUUUUUGCUUCCUUACACGAGCGCUAUGAUGCAAAAUGCCGCCAAAAUUAGUCCUACCAAUUUUCGAGUGACGUCCGUGUUGGGGACGAAACAGCAAGGAGACGAAACGACCAUAAAGCGUUUUCACCGCUGUGUUUGCACCCCCUGCAUGCAAAUGUACCUCGAGGGAAUUCCAUUGUGUUUGCAUCCCUUGCACUAUAAGAUGGUUCGUUAUGGCGUCGGAAACCUUGAAUCCACCUAUUGUAUUUUUUGUUUAGGUAUUUGACAAAACUUUGGAAUGAGCGAAAAGCAACGAAAGAAAGUAUUACACAUCUUCCACAGUGGGAACAAGAUUACUUCCUGCCAGCCGUAGAAGGAACCAUGUUCUGGGAAUAUCUUGAAGUUGGUAUGCAUCUGCCUUCCCUUUCCUUUCCGUAGGGAUCCGGCCUUUCUGUGCACCGUCUUUACAAAUGAAGUUUUAGUAUUUUUGCACAAGUGAAUUUAUCAAAUCCUACAACCUGAUUGGUCAAAUUUGACGUAUUAAGAUGUUUUAUUUUUCACCCUGCUCGGUUUCCUUUGUUCUAAUUAUUGGGGAAUAUAUUCAAUAUUCCCCUCUAAUCAAUUUCUGUUUAAUGAUCCCCUCUAAUAUUCACCUGCAAUGUCUUUGCAGCACAAAAAAUGAGAAGAAAAAAACAACAUAACGAAGGCAAUAUGGCAUUAAGAAUUAUUUCUAUUCUGACUCAUUAACGCGACCUCGCAAUGUGAAAAGUAAGUACGUUAUUUUGAGGCACUUCGGGGAUAUGUGUUUAUUCACCUCGGCACUGCGCGCCUCGGUGAAUAAAUCACAUAUCCCCUCGUUGCCUCAAAAUAACUUAUACAUAUUCACCUGCAGGUGAAUAUAAUAAAACCGAAAUUUUCAAAAUGGCGGCUAGCCGUUUUGUGGAGGUUUACUGAUAAAGAAAUAAGAGAAAUUCAGAUAAAUUCAGUACCAAAAAACACAAAAGACUUGUGUAAAAAUACUAUAACCAUUAUUCCCCUCAGGUUCGGUGAUUAUCGGGGAAUAUUCCCCGCGGAAUGGGUACGAGAUUGUUACUGAUAGAGCUAUUUCAGUAUAAGUUUAUUUUGUUUUGUUUUGUUUUGUUUUCCUCCUGUAGCAAGGCUGGACCAAUUAAGGGAUGCCUCUUAGUUGAGCUCGAGGGAAAGCAAUAGAAUAGCUAUCUGUUCUAUGAUAAAUAUGUUCUAGAGCUUUAUAAAAAAACGCUUAACUGGAAGCAUUAUAUAAAUACAUCUAAUUUUCUUCGACAGUUUUACAGCUUGGCUUCGUAAUGAUGUUUGUGGCCGCCUUCCCGCUAGCUCCGUUGUUCGCCUUCGCAAACGGCGUCCUAGAAAUCAGAGUUGACGCCAUCAAUUUCAUCCGCGACCAACGUCGUCCCAUGCCCAAUAUGGCGGAGGAUAUCGGCGCCUGGUAUCCAAUCAUUGAUGCCUUGUCUAGUUUCUCCGUUCUUGUCAAUGCAUUUGUAAUUGCAUUUACCUCAGAUUUCAUCUCGAAGGUUGUGUAUAGGUACAGCUACAGUCCUAAUGAUUCGCUUACAGGCUACCUGGAUAACAGUCUGUCCUAUUUUAAUACCAGCGACUGGAGCAGCUCUGCUAAGCCCCAAAAGGAAUAUGACCAUGUAAACAUUACUGAACCACAUUUGUGCAGGUAGGGUUAUCAUCGUUACAUCAUUAUUCCCAUUACUUUUAUCACCAUCUUCACUAUCAUCAUCAACACAAUCACCACGACUAUCGUCAUCACCAAUACCAUGGAUGGCACUACCAUCAUCACCCAUCAUAAUCACCACCACCAUCGUCACCAUCAUCAUCGGAAAAUUUUCGAAAAUUUUUUCGGACAUACCCAAAUUUUUUCCGGACAUAUCACAUUUUUACCCAAAAAUUUUUCGACAUACCAAAAAUUUUUCCGGAUAUAUGAUAUAUUUUCCCGAAAAUUAAAAAAUUUUUCCGGACAUAACAUAAUUUUACCCGAAAAUAACAAACUUUUUCAGGACAUACCAAAAUACAAAAGCGAAUGCAAUCAUGAAUCAAAGGCCUUUGGGCAAAAAAUGCAAUCUGAACGACAUUUUUCACGGAGGUAAAGGGCACUUUGCUCCCGGAAAAAGGGCACUUUUGAAAACUUGGGCGGGGGGGGGGGUUGGUCCCCCGGUUCCUACGCCCCUAUUAUAGGGCAUAUCAUUGUUGGGCAUGAAAAAAGGGCACUCUCCUUUUAAAAAGGACACUUUUUCUUAUCACUUUGAAAGUUGGGGGGGGGGGGCACGUGCCCCCAGUGCCCCCCCUUCCUACGCCACUGAUGCAGAUGAUGAACAGUUGUACAACUCUGAUCGUGAACCUGCAGUUCUGGAGAGUGAGCAUGAACAUGAACAUGAACAUGAACAUGAUAAAUACAGCAAUAAUGGCAGUUGGCAAUGGUUUUUGGCAGUUGGCAAUUGUAAUCACAAAUUUGCAUUCCCUGUAAACGAUUCGAUUGAAUUAUUAGACGAACUGAAGUUCAAUCGUCACAUUACAACAAUUUGUGACAAAGUUAAAAAUCAGUUCGGUGUGAUAAAGAGGUUUGGUAAACUUUUAGCCAGGUUCCUAAAAGAGGGCGUCCAAUUUUGGUAUAACGAUACAUCCACAGUAAAGAGGGGGUGGGGGGGGGGGGAGGGGGGUUGAGAAAACGUUCCUCUGGAAAACCUUUGAAGUUUACGUUACUUCAUGUCAGUAUCCGUUCCAAGCUCGUAAGAAAUUUUCCAAACACACUUUGCUUUCUGAGUUUGUGCCGCUAUGCUUCACUACUUGAUUCAGCCAGGUACACCAUCAAAUUGAUCAAAAUGUCAAAUGUAUAAUAAUAAUGAGAAAUGAAGCUAUUUCGUUUCAGAUAUAUUAAUAUUCUUAGGGAAAUCAUUGAAAAUAAUUUCCCUUUUUCCCCAGAAUUUGAGCGUCCAAAUGCAUCCAUUUUUCGUUCUAGGGGCGUCCCAGGACGCCUGGACGCCCUUCUGGCUAAAAGCCUGCACCGCAAUAUCACUACCACCAAAAUCAUCAUGAUCACACUACUAUCAUCACCACCAUUAUCAUCAUCAUUGUCAUCACCAUCAUUAUCAUCAUUGUCAUCACCAUCGUCACCACUACUGCCAUCACAACCAUCAUCGCCAACAGUCCGUCAUCACCACACCAUCACUAACCUUCUUCCACUCCUUUCCUCCAGGUAUGUUGGCUACCGUUCCAGCGCAGCCGGAGAACCGUUCACAAAACAACAUUGGGAAGUCAUGGCUGCUCGUUUUGCUUUCAUUUUCCUCUUCCAAUUCUCAAUGACAUUGAUAAAGAGAUUCCUGGCCUGGGCUAUUCCUGAUAUGCCAAGCGACUUAGAUCUCAAGAGGAAGCGAGAAGAACAUAUUGCCCAACAAAAGCUACAUCAACGUCCCGGUAAAGUUGGAAGACAAACAAGUCAGGCAAAAACCUAUAUAUAACUAGUUAUUGACGAUAUAGGUUAGAAAAUAGUAUUAUGCUUAGUUGACAUUCACCGUGUUUUUCUUUUGGUGUAUGUGUGGGAUGUAGAAAGCAAGGUAUUGCAAGGAACUAGGGGCUGUUUUAUGAGUUCAUCUGUCUGGCUAGCUAGGGUCCCGAAUAUCUUUCUAUCGCAUCAAGAAAAUAAUUAAAAUUAAUUUGCCUUUCCCAGUCCUUGCCCGCCAUUUUUGGGUGGCAAAACGCACGUGGAAAAUAGACGCCAACAAGCGAAGGAGUGAAUUUAGUGAGGUAGAAAACAAAACCAUUGUUUAUGAGUGAUACAUACUUGACUAAAUAACUAUUUUGCUUGUUGUUAUCUUUUAUUGUUACACGGUUUUCCACCCAAAAAAUGGCGGACACAUACUCUCUAUCCGCGCUACUUAGAAUACUUCAAGUAUAUUUUUACACAAAGCUUGAGUUACACAGUAAAACUUCAAAGAAAAGAAAAGAGUUAGCCCAGUUAGCCUAACUAGCUCAUCUAAACAGUCCCUUACGCACCGAAGAUGCGACCGUCAUAUUAUUAUUAUUAUUGGUCGAAAUGUAAAGUAACAUUUCUGAGUGAUUCAAGUAAAAACGAAACGUUAUGCACAACAUACGGAAAAUGACUUUUUUACUAUUUCAUAACCAACAUAAUGUCAACUAUUAAAAACGCUAAAUGCGCGACCAGGAUUCAUAAUAAAGUUUCUGACAUGUGCUCUGAUCGUAAAGUUUCUGAAACGUUCUCUGAUCGAGUUAAAAAAAGUCAUUUCCGUAUGUUGUGCAUAACGUUCCGUUUUUACUUGACGAACCAUGCACUUGCCUGUGAGCGUAAUGCUCGACUGGGGGUCUAAACUCCAGGUUGGUGCAAGUUGAUUGGACCGUCAAGAUGGCGUUUGGCUAUUUUCUCGGCAUUGUGUCAGACAAUAUAAUCUCAAACCUAGCCCACAUCCAAACCCCUGAAUCUCAUCUGAGUUUGUUAUGCUAACCAAACUCCCAAAGCUCGACCACCAAUCUGCGAUUUAAGCCCGUACAGACGGUCAGACGAACAAGUAUUCCUUGACAAGUUUCCUUUCUCGUGUGUACGGUCAACAAGCAGUGGCGGAAAUUCACUUUUUCCGGUCGGGUGGGGGCGAAGCCUUCUAAAUUUCCGACAACCCCCCCCCCCAUUUGCACUCGAAAAGGCUGUUUUUAGCCCUUUUAUAGGUCAAAAUUUUCGAAAAUUCGUUAUUUUCCACGAAGGUGGGCGGCUGCCCCCCCCCCCGCUCCACCAAGAUUUUCGCCACUGUCAACAAGUCUACCUUGACAUGUUUCAAUUGACAAGUUUCGCUGUAACAGAAUGUCGUUAAACAUUUAUCUCACAUUUUUUUGCCAAAACCAUGGAAGUAUUUCUUGUACACUUGUCAAGUUUUCCAUGGCGGCCGUACACAUGCACGAACAAAUUUUUUUUGACCAAAAGCUGGUAUGACUAGCUUUGGAACGAGGUUCGUUGGCAAAGAAAAAUUGUCAAUAUUUUGCCGUACACACGAGCAAAUAAAAAGGAAACCUGUCAGAGAAAAAUUGCCCGUCUGUGCAUGGUUUUAGACCCUAUGUAAUGUGUGUGUAAGCUCGUAUAUUUAGGAUUUUGUACGUAGGGCUAUAUGGUAUUAGGAUAUUACGAUUAUUAACCGAAUUAAUCGCAUACUUAAUCGAAAUGUAACAUUUGAGGAUUGAACACUUGAAUCGACUUUGUGUACAUGUAAUGCAUAGACGUACGUUCAUUAAAUAAUUACUCAUUCUAAUUAAUUAUAAAGGUAACAUGAUUAGUGAAAUAAAUCAAUUUUUGUAACGCAUCCUUUCAGCUGAAAAUAUGUUUACUAAUCUGGGGUAGAUGGAAUAAUUCAUGAGCAAAACCCAAAUAAAAUCUGUACCUUAUCGGGUUAUUGAUACAUGUCUCGAUGUUUAUGAAUGUUGACCUUGCCCAUAAGUAUGUCAAGAUAUGAUAGUUUGGAAGCCCGAGAAACUUCAAAUCCGCAAAAUAGAAGACCUUUGUUUAAACUGUACCUCACCGUGCACAAAUCCUUACUCACAACUUUACUAAAUAUUUAACGUGGUUGCAUGUUUCACCCCAGCUAUCCUUAUUGGACAAUUACGAC